AUGUAAGAACUUAUAAAUAACAAUUCUUUUAAACCAAGGGUAUAAUUUUGUUUAUAAAUAAAAUUAAAAAAUUAGUUAGUUUACAGAAAAUAUCUAUAUAAAAAAGGAAUAGAAAUUAUAUACUGCAAGAAUGUGUUUAGUUUAAUUUAUCAAAAGAGAUAAUUAUUUAUAUAAAAAAUUAUAUUAUAUAUUAUAAUUUAAUAAACAAUAGCUAAUUUGACACCAUAAGUCAAAAUAAAGUUUAGAAGAACAAGGUUUUAAACAUUUUAAAUAUAGACCUUUACCAAAUCUUCAUUCACUUUAAUUUAUUUAAAGAUUUAGAUAGAUUGUUUGACUAAUGCUGGUUUGGAAUUAUGUUAUUUGAUUGGUAGGCAUUAUAAUAAUUAAUAACAAUCCAUUAGAAUUUUAUAGUCUUUUCUGUUAUAUUUAUCCCUCUUUAUGGUGUAGCUAUAAUACUAAACUUGAUGGAUUAAGAUAAAAUAAGUUUUAUAGAUUUCCAUUUCAAUUUUAGAAAAAACUUUGGAUGAUAGACUUGAAUUACAUUCAUUAAUUAGAAGAACAUGGAAAUGAACCAAAUAGAGUAAUAAAGAAUAUUUGAAUCAUUUGAGAGAUGAAAUUGUUAUCUUUUAGAAACAGAAUUGAGA
Paramecium sonneborni is the source of this 644-nucleotide messenger RNA. NCBI's taxonomy places the organism in Eukaryota, Ciliophora, Oligohymenophorea, Peniculida, Parameciidae. The record is from the annotation of a GenBank genome assembly.